UCGUCAUUUCUAAUUUGACAUAACAUUUUUGUUUGUUUUAUUGUUGAACUACAACAGAGUAAACUGAAAUUAAAUGUUUAAAUUAAAUGUAAAUGAAUUAGAUUUUUUUCCUGUAAAUGCGCAAUUCAAGGUGCAGCACCGCGUGCUUUGCGACACUUGACGUCAAUUAACGUCAACAAAUUAAACGCAAUAAUGGAGAAAUCAAGGCAGUGGCACACAGACAAGAGAAAUUUUAAAAAAAUUGGCAAGAUGAGUUUUUAUUCACGGAGGUCAAAUCAAAGGCAGUAUGUCUAGUUUGCAAACAGUCUGUUGCUGUUUUAAAAGAGUACAAUAUCCGUCGUCAUUAUGAAACAAAACAUUCUGCAGCUUUCUCAAAGCACAGCGGCGAGGCGCGAAAACAGAAGGCUAACGAGCUGCUUGCUGAACUUCGAUAUGAACAGAGCGCGCUGCUACGUCCCUCAUCAGCACAAGAAAGCAGCACACGGGCCAGCUAUCAGAUUUCCGCUCUAAUUGCUAAAAGUGGAAGAGCCUUCGCUACUGGAGAGUUCAUCAAGGAAUGUCUUGCUGUGGCUGCAGAAGCAGUUUGUCCUUCUCAGGUACGAAUGUUCUCACAAAUUAGCCUGUCAAGAAAUACUGUUACCCGACGCAUAGAGGACAUGGCUCAAGACAUCGGCGAGCAAAUCAAGACAAAGGCAAGUGCGUUCUCUGCCUAUUCAAUAGCCUGCGACGAGAGCACCGACAUAUCCGAUUCCGCACAGCUGUUGGUAUUUUUGCGUGGAGUAAAUUAUACUUUUGAUGUGACACAAGAGCUGGCUGGCAUUGAGACCCUUUCUGGUACUACUAAAGGAGAAGAUCUCUUUUUUGCUGUUGAGAGAGUGUUGGAAAAAAAUGAAUUAAAGUGGGAGAAGAUGGCCGGCAUUACAACUGACGGAGCUGUUAUGGUAGGGAGGAAAUCUGGCCUUGCUACAUUUGUGUCUCAGAAAGUCAGGGAAUGUGGAGGAAAAGUUGUUAGGUACCACUGCAUUUUACAUCAAGAACAACUAUGUGCUAAAUCUGUCGGGCUUGUGGAUGUGAUGCGUGACGUCGUCAAAAUUGUCAACAAUAUACGCUCCAAGGCGCUUUCUCACCGACAGUUCAAGACACUGAUGGAUGAGAUGGAUGCGCAAUAUGGUGAUGUGUUGUACCACCAGGAGGUCAGAUGGCUCAGCCGUGGAAAAGUUCUCAGGAGAUUUUUUGAUCUGCGUGAUGAGAUCAGAGUUUUUCAGGAAAGCAAUUAUGGUAAUAUUCAAGUGCCUACUGAUAAGAAAUGGCUCUCUGACCUGGCUUUCCUUGUGGAUGUAACUGAGAUGCUCAAUAUUUUGAAUGUUCAGCUCCAGGGAAAGGACCAGAUUAUCACCCAGCUUUUUGAUCACGUCAGAGCCUUCAAACAAAAACUGCUGCUGCUCAGAAGACAUCUCUCAGCAGGAAAUUUAGCCCAUUUUCCCUGUCUUGGAGAGGUAGGCAUGGUGAAAGAGAAGGUCCAUGAGUGUGAUGCUGUUCUCAGCAACCUUAUCCAGGAGUUUGACAGUCGCUUUGAGGACUUCAGACACAACACUGCUGACUUUGAGUUGUUUGCUCAACCCUUCACCAUCAGUGUGGAUGCAGUCAGAGAUGAUCUUCAGAUGGAACUAAUUGAGCUUCAGUGUGAUUCAGAACUGAAACACAAGUUCACAUCCCUUCCCUUGACAGACUUCUACAAAUGUGUCCCAGCAAACAGGUACUCAAAGAUAUGUAAGCAGGCACAAGUGAUGCUGUCUCUGUUUGGCAGUACCUACCUCUGCGAGCAGACUUUCAGUCUGAUGAACUUGAACAAGAGUAAACUCAUAAGCAAAAUAACUGACUCUCACCUACAUAAUAUCUUGUCUUUGUCUGUAAGUCAGCUACAGCCCAAUCUUGAAAAACUUCUGAAAAAUAAGGACCAGCUUCAUAUCUCUCAUUAUGUCAAUGACAUUGCAACCACAUGGUUUUUAUUAUUGCUUGUGUAUUUGGCAUUGAACUGUAUUGUACAUUGAACA
Messenger RNA from Xyrauchen texanus (razorback sucker), 2054 nucleotides. RefSeq names its product general transcription factor II-I repeat domain-containing protein 2-like. Lineage: Eukaryota; Metazoa; Chordata; Actinopteri; Cypriniformes; Catostomidae. Bases 603 to 2051 code for a protein of 482 amino acids. The record is from RefSeq and is a predicted model, not a curated record. The transcript has 2 exons.